Cannabis sativa is the source of this 1186-nucleotide messenger RNA. Its product is annotated as VQ motif-containing protein 22. The record is from RefSeq and is a predicted model, not a curated record. The transcript has a single exon. Lineage: Eukaryota; Viridiplantae; Streptophyta; Magnoliopsida; Rosales; Cannabaceae. Bases 237 to 929 code for a protein of 230 amino acids.
CAAGUCUUUAUAUUAUCUUCUCCACAAAGUUAAUCAACGGUCAAGCCUAUAGACUUGUCUUAACAUUGACCAACAAGAAUAUAUUUAAGUCACUACAAAUACUGUGAAGAGAUCCGUCCUUUCUUUUCUCUUUCCAUCAAAAAUAGAUCUCUCAGAAAGAAAACUAUUAAACUAAAACCAAAACACACUCAAUCACUGAUCUUGCCCACUCAAUUUUUUUCAUACAAGCAUACAAAAUGAGUCGAGAAACCUUGGCAGCUACUUCUAAUGAUGAAUGGAUUCAAUAUUACCACCAAAGCCUUUUGGAUGGUGAAGAGCCUAUAAGCCACAAUAAUAAUCAUGAUGUCCUUAGUGGUGUUAUGUCGUCCGAGAGCUUAGGGAGUCCCGGAAGCCCAUCACCAACGGCUAGUCAAGAUCCCCAGGUUAGUACUCCAUCGAAACCCGUCCGGCGACGAUCGAGGGCUUCGAAGAAAACUCCGACUACCCUUCUCAACGCCAAUGCCAACAACUUCCGAGCCUUGGUUCAACAAUUCACAGGCUGUCCUACUCCAAUUUCCUUUGCCAACCAAAAAGGCCCUCUUAACUUGAACUUCGGCCUCAAGAAUGCCACUCCCAUCAUUGAAAGGCCUUUUCAAAACUACAAUUAUCAAAACCAAUCUCAUCAUCAUCAGCCAAGUGUGCCACAAAAUUUGAUUCACCUUCAGCCACAUGUACAACAAUCUUGCUUUGAAGACAAUUAUUACAACCAAUUGAAUCAAGUAGACCAACUAUCUUACUCUUCUUUUAACAGCACUAUUAGUACUGUCACGAGUAAUGGUUUCUAUCCUUCAUCCUCAUCCUUGAACGCUACUACUAAUAUGGAGAUAUCCAAUGGCUUUGUCUUGGAGGAUGAGCUAUCUUAUGAUGACUUUAAUCAGAUUUUCAAUUGAUGAUCGGUAAAGUAGAGUAAUUAUCAUUUAAUCAUUCAUAUGAUUUACUAUCCUGUGCCAAAAAAAAAGAAAAAAAAAUAUAUAUAGGAAGAUCAAUUAGGAUUCAACUGCUCAAAUUCUAUAUAUUUAUGGUCACAGUUGUCAUGCGUUAAUCAAAUUUCUUGAGUUCCGUGUGUAUCAUGUGAUGUGCCCAUUGCAAGUUUAUUUAUUUGUUAAUAUUUCAUUACAAUAUUAUUAUUAAUUACUCAUUAUUGCCA